AUGUUUUUUGUCAUUUCCUUGCUAAACAUAUUCUGUACAAAAAUAAAAAUUAAAAAUACAAGCGAAGGAUACGUUUUUUAUGUAAAUGGAACAAGUGAUAAAAUACACAUGAAGCCGCUGACUAUCUCUUUUUUAAAUGAAAAGAAUGAACUGAAAAAUACUAAAGAAAGUUUGAAAACAAGAAAAGAUAAACAAUCGGCGUUAACAUUCUUUGAAUUUGAUGAUACUUUUUGA
Messenger RNA from Vairimorpha ceranae, 234 nucleotides. RefSeq lists its product as hypothetical. The transcript has a single exon. Lineage: Eukaryota; Fungi; Microsporidia; Nosematidae. The record is from RefSeq and is a predicted model, not a curated record. Bases 1 to 234 code for a protein of 77 amino acids.